ACACACACACAGGCAGACAGACAGACAAAUAAAACAAAAGUGAACAAGAGCUGACAAUUGCCUUUGCAUCUGCAGUUCUCACCACAGCCUGUACUUCCAGUUCCCUCCCACCCAUACCCUCUCUCUUUGUCUCUCUCUCUCUCUCCUUCUCUCUCUCUCUCUCUCUCUCUCUCUCACACACACACACACACACACACACUGAUAUCGACGCACUCACAUCAGUGAUCCCGCGGUUCACUAGCCUGGCAGGAGGGCUGGAGCGGAGCAGAGGAGAGCAGAGCCGACCAGAGCAUCACCGCAGCCACAGGGAAACUUGGACUCAUACGUGCAGAUGGAGCUAGUUUAUUAAACCCCACUCAAAGUCACAAUGUCUCUCAGCCUUGAGAGACAUUCAGAUGAACUAAAUAUCGGUGCCACUGCAGUCUAGGAGAUGGCAUCGAACCGGGCGGCUAGAUGAACACAGCCACCAUGAUCCAGCCAUUGUGAGAAGAGGGCAGCUGCUGAAACAACCAACAUUUUACUUCAACUGCCAAACAUGACGCUACAACGUACCAACGUCAAAUGCACCAAAAUGUACAAAACCCUCCUUCCCUCCUGAACAGUCCAAGAGUGACUCAUAAUCAGGGCUCAAGCUAGGGUGGAAGUGAUCCACCCAGUCAGGGUUGCGUCUCAACUCGCUCUCUAUCCGCCGGUCGUCAAAUCCACCAUGAUUUCUUUCCAAGACUUGUGGCCAUGAAACCCGGUGCCCUCUACAGAAGCGUACGGCUAGCCGUGGCUAGAAUGUUCGUCCUCAUCUUCUACAACUAGGCCGCGGGUCGAGUAGCCACCAGAGCAUGGAGGGACACCUCCCCUCGAACACCCCCCUGAAGGUACUGCUGGGCGCCUCGCUCUGCCUCCUCAUCCUGCUCACCGUCAGCGGCAACGUGCUGGUGUGCGUCGCCGUGUGCGCCACGCGCCGCCUCCGCUGCCUCACCAAUUGCUUCAUCGUGUCGCUGGCCGUCACCGACCUGCUGCUGGGCCUGCUGGUGCUGCCCUUCUCCGCCCUGCAGCAGCUGACCGACGAGUGGCCCCUGGGGCCCGUCUUCUGCAACAUCUACAUCUCCCUGGACAUCAUGCUGUGCACCGCCUCCAUCCUGACGCUGCUGGCCAUCAGCAUGGACCGCUUCCUUGCCGUCACCAUGCCGUUGCGCUACGCCGCCUUGGUGCUGCCGGGCCGCGUGGCCGUGGCCAUGGCGUCCGUGUGGACCGUGUCCCUGGCCGUGUCCUUCCUGCCCAUCCACAUGGGGUGGAACACGCCCAACGGCACAGUGCAGAACCGCCGGGCCGGCGACGACCAGCGGGCGUGCAACUUUGAGCUGAACGGCGCGUACGCGCUCACGGACUCCCUGAUCACCUUCUUCCUGCCGCUCUUGGUCAUGUGCUGCACCUACUACCGCAUCCUGCGCAUCGCCCGCUCCCAGGCCAAGCGCAUCAUUGGCUCCCGGCCGGCGUGCGUGGUCACCAGCUACGACGCCGGGGGCAACGGCCGCUGCACCACGACGACCGUCACCUCCAGUGUCACCGCCGUGGCGCUGCGGGAGCACAAGGCCACGGUGACGCUGGCGGCCGUCAUCGGGGCGUUCACCGUGUGCUGGCUGCCCUACUUCAUCCUGUUCAACGUGGCGGGCGUGAAGGAGCAGGUGCUGUCGGGCACGCUGUACGAGGUGGUGCUGUGGCUGGGCUACGCCAACUCCGCCCUCAAUCCCAUCCUCUACGCGGCGCUCAACAGGGACUUCCGGUCGGCGUACGCCCGCCUGCUGGGCUGCCGCUGGCCGAAGUACCGGGAGGCGUGGAGCAGGAACCAGUGUCCGCUAGCAGCGGGGAACGAGCUUACAGAGGUGACAUUGCUGUGUGGUCACAACUCCGCCAACUGCAGCGCAGGCGUAGCCGAGGAACCACAUGCGUUGGAGGAGGUCAACAACCGCCCCAUUGACAACCAGCUCACGAAUGGUUUCACUCCAACAGACGUCAAUGGCAAUGAAAGGUCAUGAUGACGCUGAACAAGAGAGGAGGAUGUUGUGUUCACCGGCCGCCCGGCCCCCUUCUAGCAACCUUGAGGGCACAGAUAGAAACAUCCAGAACGGUGGAUUAAAGAUGUGUGCUGGACUGCGUUCUUGAUUUUUCCAAGGUAGAGCUAGUGGGGGAGAAAAGGAACACCAUGUGUAUAACAUCAUGUCACAUUCAACUCUUUUGCUAGACAAAGUGAUGAAGCGAAACUCCUUCAACAAGGAUGAAUCUCACCGUUUAUAGAGACAAGCGCUGCCUAGCAACAAAAGAUGCUGCGUUAUCCAAGACUGCGGGGAAGGCUGAGUGACAGCAUGUGAGAGACUGAUACCCUGUUGGAGAUAUCCAACAGGGACCAUGCAGAGCGACGACGAGAAGACUGCUGGUCGAUGUCUAAUUUAUUUUCAACUUGAAAAACUCAUUGUUAUGCUUAACUUGUUCUUGUUACUUUUUCACAAUGUGAAAGGAAAUAUAUAAAGUGUUGUUUUGAUCCGA
Gadus morhua (Atlantic cod) is the source of this 2538-nucleotide messenger RNA. It is a transcript of the gene hrh2a, whose product is annotated as histamine receptor H2a. Gene Ontology annotation, biological process: adenylate cyclase-activating adrenergic receptor signaling pathway; positive regulation of MAPK cascade. Gene Ontology annotation, molecular function: G protein-coupled receptor activity. Bases 834 to 2030 code for a protein of 398 amino acids. The transcript is spliced from 5 exons. Gene Ontology annotation, cellular component: plasma membrane. The record is from RefSeq and is a predicted model, not a curated record. Lineage: Eukaryota; Metazoa; Chordata; Actinopteri; Gadiformes; Gadidae.